This is a messenger RNA of Talaromyces rugulosus, 513 nucleotides long. RefSeq lists its product as uncharacterized. Bases 1 to 513 code for a protein of 170 amino acids. Lineage: Eukaryota; Fungi; Ascomycota; Eurotiomycetes; Eurotiales; Trichocomaceae. The record is from RefSeq and is a predicted model, not a curated record. The transcript has a single exon.
AUGUACCGUCAUAUUCUUAGCCUUGCCACCGCUGUGGCCAUUCUUGGCCAGGCUUCUGCGAGCUGCCAACUCUCAAACAGUCUCAAAUCAGCUGAGACAACGGCCGAGACACGAAAGCAGCUGUGUAUGCCCCAAGGAGAAGGCGUAUGGACAUUUGCACUGGACGUCAGUGAAGUAGCUGUCCCAACCUUUAACGGCGGCGCUCCGUGGGCUGGACUGGCUGGGUACACCGCCUACAUCAUCUACGACAACGAAUGCAUUCCACGGGGAGUGUAUGGGCCGUCAGGAAAUGACUGUGGCACACCUUAUGUUAUCGAAGACAACUUUCUUCCCUAUGUCCUAACCGUUAAAGCCAUUGACACCGACCUCGGUGGUCCCUACUUCAAGUUUGCCUACGCCAAUGGUUUAUAUUCAAUCGGAAACAAUGGAUGCACUUGUAGCGACCUAUCUAGUGGCCUUGAGGGAGAGCAAGGUUGCAAAUGCGCGUUCCCUCUUGAAGGGGAGUCAAGCUAG